GGCGCUUGCCGGAAGCGGAAGCCGCUGCCGCUCCUCCCGGGGAGCGCCACGGCCAGGAGGAAGCGGUGUCGGCACGAGCCCAUCGGCGAUCUGAAACAGAACUAACUGUUGCUUGCUGUGAUGCAGUAGUGCUAUAAAAUGGCUAAAAGAGUGGCAGAGACGGAACUGACUGACAGAAACUGGGAUCAAGAAGAAGAAACGGAAGAGGUAGGAACUUUCUCAGUGGCCAGUGAGGAAGUUUUGAAAAACAGACCAAUUAAGAAGGCAAAGCGUAGAAAUGUGACGAAUGAGUCAGAAGGUGGCGGAGCUUUUAAGGGAUUUAAAGGUUUCGUUUUACCCUCUGGGACUAGUAUUUUUUCUGGUUUCGGGAAUGGCUCUGGAACAAAAUCUUUCGGAGGGUUAUCCAAUGGUGGCGGCAGCUCCAGCAGCAUUACACACAGCGCUUCGCUCUCCAGCUUAAAGACGACUUCCGAAACAGAACCUACAUUUAGUUCUGUGGUCUCCAGCGGCUCAGCAAAUAAUGUGACAGUUGAGAAAGCCUCUGCACAUGCAGAAACCAAUGGCGAGAAUCCAGAGCCCUUGUCUCCCGGACUCACUCAGAGCAAAGCCUGCAACUCGAAGAGCUAUCAUAAACAGUUGGCCGCCCUCAAUUGUUCUGUACGGGACUGGAUAGUCAAACAUGUCAAUGCCAACCCGCUCUGUGACCUGACCCCCAUCUUCCAUGACUAUGAGAGAUACUUGGCUGACAUAGAGCAACAGGGCCUCGCUGGCAACAGCAGCUCUGGAAGCAGCAGCAGCAAAGCCACCGAAACUCAGCCUCGUCCUUCUUUUGGGAGCACCGCCCUUCCGCAGGCCUCCACGUUUUUGUUCAACAGCAGCAAAUCGGAGGAGGUCCUCGGGAAGAAAACGGAAUUGGAAAAGAAAAUAGAACUCAAACCGGCAGCUGCCUCCACCACCACCUUGUUCGCUUUUGGCAAAAGUGACAAAUCUGGUCCGAGUUCAGGGACGGCAGGGUCUGGAUUCUCAUUUUCCUCUGGAAAUGGAGGUUUGUUUGGCAAAGAUGCAAGCCAGACCAAAGUGGCUUCUUCCUUUUCCAAUAAUGCAUUAGAUGCUCCGGCCGAAAAAGCUGGCAACGCACAAACAGGGGGUGAUGAAGAGGAGGAAGAGCCACCUAAAGUAGUCAUUAACGAAGUCAAAGAAGAGGACGCCUUUUACUCAAAGAAGUGCAAAGUCUUCUACAAGAAAGAUAACGAAUUUAAAGAAAAAGGAGUAGGAACGUUACAUUUAAAACCUGCCAGUAAUCAGAAGACUCAGUUAUUAAUACGGGCAGAUACCAACUUAGGCAACAUAUUGCUGAACAUUUUGCUGCCUCCCAAGAUGCCGUGUUCGAGAACAGGGAAGAACAACGUUCUCAUUAUUUGUGUCCCCAACCCCCCCAUCGACGAGAAGAAUGCCACAGUCCCUCUGCCAAUAUUGAUAAGGGUGAAGACAAGUGAAGACGCAGAUGAGUUGCACAAAAUUUUGCUGGAGAAAAAAGAGGAGGUCUGAGACUUGGCGUUUCCAGCGUCACGUGGAAACGCCGCCAAAACCGCUGCUGCUCUUUCCCCCCACUUGACUCUUUAGUAGUAAACUUUUUAACUCAUCGCUCUCAUAUUUUAAGGACCGUCUUAGAAAUUCUGAAGGGUUUGAAUGAGGGAAAGAAAUAGAAGGUGGGGCCGAUGAAACUUGUAACCUUAGCAUGGAUCUUUUCUCCCCUUCUGAUUUCGAAAUAUCUACUGUGCAAACCAUCUGUCAAUAAAACGUGCGUACGAAAUGCAAAAAAACAAAAAAAAAAAUCUUUAUUGGUUGUAUGUGAAAAUUUAAAGUUGCUAAAAGCCCCCUAAUUAGUAUGUAUUCUAUAUAUAGAAACAGUAUAACAAGCAAAUUAUUUAGCUGAGAGAAAGAAAAGAAAAAAGAUAGCUAAA
Pantherophis guttatus is the source of this 1964-nucleotide messenger RNA. RefSeq names its product nucleoporin 50 (gene NUP50). The record is from RefSeq and is a predicted model, not a curated record. Gene Ontology annotation, biological process: protein import into nucleus. Gene Ontology annotation, cellular component: nuclear pore. NCBI's taxonomy places the organism in Eukaryota, Metazoa, Chordata, Lepidosauria, Squamata, Colubridae.